AUGUCAUCUCCCACUUACCUUGCCUCCCCGACGGAGGUCGCUCCUCAGCCGAGCGCUCCUAUCCAGCAGAGCCGCAAGGCGUCCAGGCCAUUCGACCGCGAGGACGCGGAUUUCAUCCUUCGCUCCGGAGACCAGGUCGACUUCCACGUCCAUCGCAUCAUUCUCACUCUGGCGUCGCUCGUCUUCGCGGAAAUGCUCUCUCUCGCUCAGCCGCCGGACGCGGCUGGUACUGAGCGGCCGAUCGUUGACGUGUCUGAAGAUAGCGAAGCGUUGGACGUCUUGCUGCGCGUCUGCAAUCCCGAGCCAGUUCCAGACUUCCCGUCGCUCGGCUUCCUUCACCGCGUUCUCGGCGCAGCGAUGAAGUACGAAGUCCAUGCGGCGAUCGUCUUAGCGAAGAACGCUAUAGUCCAGCCGCGAUUCAUGGACGAAAGCCCUCUUCAUGUGUUCGUCAUCGCAUGUCGCUUGGGACUAGAGGAUCAAGCUGCUGCCGCGGCGCGACACGCUGUCGAGAAGGAUCUCGUGGAGGGCGUAACAUGCCCGGGGCUGGACGAUAUCUCCGCUGGAGCAUACUACCGUCUGCUGGAUCUUCACCGUUCCGUCGUCGUCGUGAACCAUGGCAGUGGCAAAAGAUGCAAAUAUUGCCCCCGCAGAAGCACGAGUCGUCAAAUCACCACCUCUGUAGGGUCAUUCUGUGAACCAUCGAAGCGUUCCGCUUCCGUGCAGAGGGCACCUCUCCAAGCUGUCAACUCCCCCUUCGAUGCGCCGGACGCCGAUCUCAUCCUCAGGUCCAGCGACUCGCUCGAGUUUCGGAUAUCGCAAACUAAUAUCGCGAUCCUUUCAACUUCGGAUCUGAUCGCUCGUGCACCCCGUUCGGAGCUUCACCACGAUGGUGAGAAUGACGAUCAGCUGUCUGUUCACCUAAUGGCGGAAGACAGCGUCGUCGUUGACGCGAUGCUCCGAAUGUGCGUCUUAACAAGCAGUGUCCCCCUCGACGACCUCGACCUACUCCUCGACGUCCUCUCUGCCUCUCGCAAAUACGGGCUACCGAGGGUGGAGGCGAUAAUACGGCACUCGUGGCCGAUAUACAUCACACGUGAUCCUCUGCGCCUCUAUUUCGCCGCCGUGCGGUACGGCUGGGUGACGGAGGCACACCUGUGUGCCCGUUCGCUCUUUCGGGUCCACGACAUCCCCUCCAUACACGAGCGGUAUCUUCUUGAAUUCGAGACGAUGGCGAAUGGACCAUAUCGCCGGCUGCUGUCUUACCUCGAAGCGUGCUCCCAAGCCGCUACGGCUGAUUUCCAGCUUCAACUUGAAGUACCGCAGCGUCCAUGCUGCGGGGCGCCCGAGCAGUGCCCUUGCCAAGCCCGGUAUCCCAACUCCAUUCACACGACGAACUCCAACACCGAGGACGUUUGGUCACUAACCCAGUUUCCCAUUUCCCACAUCCGAUCGCUCACAGCCGCGCUGAGAAAGAAGCCGUGCGGGUCUACUCUCGGCAGCGAUUCCCAAGCGGCGAGGACGUUCUUGGGGGCUAUAGCCAACGAUUCACCCCCUUGUCAGACCCAUCAUCAGGGUGUUUUACUGGCCGUGACAUGUCCACCGGCGACAAACUUAAAGUGGGCUUGGGCGGUCCUCGAUGCCUACGCUUCCGCGGUGGAUAACGCUGUAUCGAAGCAUUGGUCGUUGCGGUCGGAGCUCGCAAUCUCUCCCGGCUCCUCGCGAAGUUCCAGAACGGUCAUGGCAUCAAGUUCCACUCCUGAGCCCCUCUCCGAUGUGGUGACUGGUGCUCCUCAGCUUAGCACUCAACAAAGCCGCAAGGCAUCCGCGCCAUUCGACCGCGAUGACGCUGACCUCAUUCUUCGCUCUAGCGAUAACAUCGAGUUCCACGUUCACCGUGUUAUUCUCACCCUGGCAUCACCUGUGUUCGAGGGUAUGUUCAGCAUUCCCCAGCCUCCCGACGACACAGGUUCCGGGCGACCGGUCGUUGACGUCUCUGAGGACGGCGAAGCACUGGAUGUCCUGUUGCGCGUCUGCUACCCCGAACCGGAUCCAGAACUAAGAUCACUCGACCUCAUCCGUCGGGUUCUCGGCGCCGCCAUGAAGUACGAGAUGAAAGCGGCGAACGUGUUGGCCAAGAGCGCCAUAUUCAAGCCUCGACACCUGAAAUCCCGUCCUCUCCAAAUAUUCGUCAUCGCGUGUCGCCUCGGACUAGAGGCCGAAGCGUCGCUCGCAGCACAUAGCGCCGUCGACAUGGGCAAGGUCGACGGUCACCUGCACUGUCUCGGAAUCGACGAUAUCUCUGCUGGCGCAUACUACCGGCUACUAGAGCUCAAACGCGCUCGGGCCCAGCCGCAGAAGCCCAGCCACACGCAUAUUGGGGAAAAACCAAGCUCUAGAACCUCCAUCGCCCCUGGGGCAUUCUGCGAACCGGUCCCAAGGCAUGAGACUUCCGCGAGGAACUCACUUUCGGCUGUUCGCCCUCCUUUGGAUGCACCGGACGCCCAUCUCAUCCUCAGGAGCAGCGACGGCGUCGAUUUCAGAGUGUCGCGCUCAAACAUCGCCAUCGCUUCAGCUAGGACCCUACGAGAGCGUACGAUCCCCUUGGAGCUCUGUGAGGACGACGGUGAUUUGUCUAUCCAUCUUAUGGAGGAGGACAGUGUCGUUGUUGACACAAUGCUUCGGAUGUGCUGCGCAGAGAGCGGUGCGCCACCCGAUGACCUCGACUUACUCCUGGAUGUCCUCUUCGCCGCCCGCAAAUAUGACCUGCAACUAGUGGAGGCCACGAUACGUUACUCAUGGCCGACGAUCUUGGAGAAGGAUCCCCUUCGCACCUAUAUCCAUGCUGUGCGCUAUGGCUGGGUUGCGGAGGCACGCAACUGCGUCCGCUCGCUUUUGCAAAACCACAGCAUCUCCUCGACAUGCACGCGGUAUCUCCCCGAGUUUGAGACGAUGCAGAAUGGACCAUAUCGGCGACUUUUGGUCUACCUCGAAGCGUGUUCUCAAGCCGCACAACUGCCUGCCGACUCCUGGCUCGACAUCAAGGGAGCACCGAGACGUUCCUGCGUGUAUAUGAACCCUUGCUAUUCGCGGUAUCCGGAUAAUCUUUGCAUUAAUACUCAGCUGGUGGGCCACAGUGCAGUGAGCAAGCCGGUGCUUUUGGCCCUUGAAUCCAUCCUUCACGCGCUCAAAGACAGACCAUGCAAGUCCACGUUGAGCGGCAACACCAAAGUGGCCAGGAAAUUCUUGCAAGCCGCAGUCAACGACCUUCCGACUUGUCGGGACCCUGACUUUCACGUUUUCGGUAUGGACAAGCCUAGUUUCACCCCUCGAAACGGACCACCCUGCUCUCCUCAGACAAAUCUGACCUGGGCGUGGGCAGUCCUUGAUUCCUAUGCUUCGGCGGUGGACGAUGCUGUAUCGAAGGUGCCAGUGGACUUCAUCUGA
Messenger RNA from Trametes versicolor FP-101664 SS1, 3444 nucleotides. RefSeq lists its product as uncharacterized. The record is from RefSeq and is a predicted model, not a curated record. Gene Ontology annotation, molecular function: protein binding. NCBI's taxonomy places the organism in Eukaryota, Fungi, Basidiomycota, Agaricomycetes, Polyporales, Polyporaceae. The transcript is spliced from 4 exons. Bases 1 to 3444 code for a protein of 1147 amino acids.